Messenger RNA from Archocentrus centrarchus (flier cichlid), 2338 nucleotides. Its product is annotated as nucleolar transcription factor 1-like. NCBI's taxonomy places the organism in Eukaryota, Metazoa, Chordata, Actinopteri, Cichliformes, Cichlidae. The record is from RefSeq and is a predicted model, not a curated record.
AUGGAUAGAUUCUGUUGGGCGCAGGAUGACCUUUUAAAACUGCUGGAGGCCAUGAAAGUGGCCCUUCCACCGAAAGACCUGACUAAAUACAAAACAUCAGAGUCCCACCUCGACUGGCAGAAAGUUGCCUUCAAUUCCUACACAGCAGAGAUGUGCAAGCAGAAAUGGCAGGAGGUCUCUAAAGAGAUUCGUAAAUUCAGGACCCUGACAGAAUUGAUAUUUGAUGCUCAAGACUACAUAAAGAACCCCUACAAGGGCAAGAAAAUAAAGAAACACCCAGAUUUCCCCAAGAAGCCUUUGACUCCAUACUUCCGUUUCUUUAUGGAGAAGAGAGCCAAGUACGCAAAGCUGCAUCCUGAGAUGAGCAACCUAGACCUUACUAAAAUCCUCUCCAAGAAGUACAGGGAGCUGCCUGAUAAAAGAAGGUUAAAAAAAUAUGUUGACGACUUCUUAAGAGACAAGGAAGUAUUUGUGCAAAGCAUGAUGAAAUUCAGGGAAGAACAUCCAGACCUGGUGGAGAGCAUGACCAAGAAAGGAUCAAAUGUACCAGAGAAGCCCAAGACACCCCAGCAGUUGUGGUACAACCAUGAGAAGAAGGCCUUCCUCAAGCUGCACCCUGAUGCAACCACCAAAGACAUUAAAGAUAAUCUUAGCAAACAGUGGACACAGCUUCCCGACAAAAAGAGGCUCAAAUGGAUCGGCAAGUCCCUGGAACAGCAGAAGCAGUAUGAGGAGACAAUGCGGGAAUACAUCCAACAGCACCCAGAGUUAAACAUGACCCAGGAGGACAUUGUUAAGUCCACCCUGACUAAGGCAGAGCGACACCUGAAGGACAAAUCUGACGGCCGACCUGACAAACCGCCUCCAAACGGUUACUCGAUGUUCUGUGCGGAGCUCAUGUCGAGCAUGAAGGACGUUCCCAGCACAGAGCGCAUGGUGAUGUGUAGCCAGCGAUGGAAGCUGCUGAAGCAGCACGAGAAGGACGCCUACCAAAAACGCUGCGAGCAGGUGACUUGAUAAUCAUGAAAAAAAAAAGAGUAUGAAAUUGAGAUGAACAGAUUUCUCAGUAGUAUAUCGGAGGAAGAGCAGCAGCGUCUUGGUGAGGAUAAGGUCGGUUUUAAGAAGGGUGGCGGAGCCAAUAGUCCCGCGUCUAAAAAGAAAAGCUCUAAAGCAAAGAGAAACCCAAAAAGACCCAUUUCAGCCAUGUUCAUAUUUGCUGAGGAGAAACGUCCCAAACUGCAGCAGGAGCGGCCAGACCUUUCUGACAGUGAGCUCACAAGACUCCUUGCACGCAUGUGGAAUGAGCUGCCGGAUAAGAAGAAGGAGAAAUAUAAACGCUUAGAAACAGUACUGAAGGCCGAGUCCGAGAAGAAGGAAAAGGAGGAUCGCAGUCGUCUUCCAGAUCCGCCCAAAACUGCACAAGACAUCUGGCAGCAGAGUGUUAUAGGAGACUACCUGGCCAGAUUUAAGUGUGUGCUUUGCAGAAACGACCGGCCAAAGGCACAGAAGCAAUGGAAGGAACCUGGAGCACCAUGGGAGAAAAAAGAGAAAAUUAUGUGGAUCAAAAAAGCAGCAGAGGACCAGAAAAGAUACGAGAGGGAAGUGAGUGAGAUGCGCUCACCUGCUGCUGCCAUUGCCUCAGGGAAGAAAAUGAAGUUUGAGGGUGAACCCAAGAAACCACCGUCAAAUGGAUAUCAGAAAUUCUCAGAGAUGCUGUCCAACGGAGAGCUGAAUCACCUCCCGAUGAAAGAGCGGAUGGCUGAGAUCGGCAGCCGCUGGCAGAGGUUACCACUGAAGGAAAAGGACCGCUACAAGAAGAUUGCUGAGGAGAAGCAGAGGCAGUACAAAGUCCAGCUGGAACAGUGGCUCGCUAGUUUAUCUUCACAAGAGAGAAACACUUACAAAGAAUACAAUUCACAAAAAAGAAGAAGUACAGCAAAACCAGGAGGCCCCAAAGCAAAGUCCAAGAAAUCUGAUACGGAGGAGGACGAUGAUGACGAUGAUGAUGAUGAUGAGCAGGAGAAGGCUUCCUCCGAGGGUGACUCUUCCAGUGAGGAGGAUGACGACGACGAGGACGAUGAAGAUAAGGAGGCCGAGGACGACGAUGAAGACGACGAAGAUGGCGAUGAGGCAGACGACAAGGAGAACAAGUCGGAGGACAGCAGCAGUGAGUCGAACUCGCAGGGGUCAUCAGACUCUGAUUCAGACUGAAACGGGCCAUCGUUGACAAACUGAGCAGCGCUGAGCUGAGCCAAGAGUCCAGGGAGCUCUGCCACUGUGCCAACCCUGUUCUCCUCCCGCCACCAGAGGGAGCCCCUGCAUUGCUUCAUCCAUUUCA